UCAAGAUGGCGGCAACUGGCGUGCUGCCUUUCGUCCGUGGCAUCGAUUUUACGCGAAAUGACUUCCAAGAGGACUACUUUCCCAAGGCGGUCGGUGAGAUGACCGGCUUGCGAUGGCUGCGGCUAAAUCGGACCAAAAUCGAUUGGAUUCCGGACGAGCUCCAGGGCCUCAAGAAACUUGAAACAUUAUCUCUGGUGCGCAACAAUCUGGUGACGUUGCACGGCGAGGUCCCCCAGCUGCCGUGCCUGCGCUCCCUCAACUGUCGCCACAACCGGCUCAAGAACUCGGGCAUACCCCCCGACAUCUUCGACCUCGAGGACCUCUUCGUUGUGGACCUGAGCUACAAUGACUUGCGAGAAAUCCCCACUAACCUGGAACACGCUCGGGGUCUACUCGUGCUCAACCUUGCUUACAACAGAAUCGAGACAAUCCCUCACCAGCUCUUCGUCAGCCUCGUCGACUUGAUCCACCUCGACCUCAGUGGCAACCAGCUCGAAACCUUGCCUCCUCAGAUGCGACGCCUGGUCAGUCUGCAGACCUUAGUGCUGAACGACAAUCCCCUGGGCCACUACCAGCUCAGGCAGCUUCCGGCGUUGACGUCACUCCAAGUUCUGCACAUGCGCAACACGCAACGGACAGUCAUCAACACGCCCGUCUCGCUCGACUCAUCAGCCGUACUCUCUGAUGUGGACUUCUCCCAGAAUGCACUGCCGAGAAUUCCCGACGUCCUCUACACAUUGACGACGCUUCGGCGCCUCAACCUGAGCGACAACGCCAUCACAGAGGUGUCCCCAGUCAUUGGAGAUGUGUGGAAGAACAUCCGCAGUCUGAACCUGUCUCGAAAUAAGCUGACAUCACUGCCUGCAGCGCUGUGCAAGCUCACCACCCUGACCCACCUGUACCUCAACGACAACAUGCUCGACUUCGAGGGCAUUCCGUCGGGAAUCGGUAAGCUCCACAACCUGGAGGUGUUCAUGGCAGCCUACAACAACCUGGAGAUGAUUCCUGAAGGCGUCGUACGCUGCGGACGGCUCAAGAAGCUGGUGCUCUGCCACAACCGGCUCAUCACGCUGCCCGAGGCAAUCCACCUGCUCACUGACCUUGAGGUGCUUGACCUCAAGGACAACCCGGACCUGGUGAUGCCCCCCAAGCCGCUCGAGUGCCAGCGGGGCGCUGGUGCCGAGUUCUACAAUGUCGACUUCUCACUCAGCGAGCAGCUAAGGCUCGCUGGGGCGACGCCGACUGCGCAGAUCCCAGCACCGACCCCCGUAAAGGACCCGAUUGCGCGCAAGAUGCGGCUUCGGCGGCGGCGCGAAGGCGAGGCCGACAGUGACCAGGCGAAGAUCCUCAAGGGCAUGACCGAUGUGGCCAAGGAGAAGGACCGAAACGGUCGUUCAGGAGGGGAAGACCGUGUGGACUCCCUCAAGCCAAAGCGUUGGGACGAGGCCCUGGAGAAGCCACCCAUAGACUACAGUGAGAUCUUCGAAGAGGACGUUGGUCAGAUGCCCGGGACGUUUGUCUGGGAAAUCGACAACUUCCUCCCAAACCCCCUCGAUGAGUCUCUGGUGGGCAAGUUCUACGAGGGUGACUGUUACAUUGUGCUCAAGACGUUUGUCGAAGAGUCGCAGAACCUCAACUGGCUCAUCUACUACUGGAUUGGCUCCGAAACCACGCUGGACAAAAAGGCAUGUGCAGCCAUCCACGCCGUGAACCUGCGCAAUUUCCUGGGCGCCCACUGCCGGACAGUGCGCGAGGAGCAGGCGGACGAGAGCCCCGAGUUCCUGCAGCUGUUCGGCGGCCACAUCAACUACCACAAAGGAAACAGGGCGUCCAGCGGCUUCUACAAUGUCGAGGAAGUGGAGUAUGCGGUCCGCCUGUAUCGCCUGCACUCCCGAAACCGGCUGCUUCACGUCGAGUCAGUGGCGGUGGACCCCAGUUCUCUGGACCCGCGUUACGUCUUUGUGCUCGACGCUGGCCGGAAGAUUUUUGUCUGGAGCGGCAGGCACUCGCAGAACACCAUGGUCUCCAAGGGAAGGCUUCUGGCUGAAAAGAUCAACAAGAAUGAGCGCAAGAACUACUCAGAGGUCAUCACGUGCGCGCAAUCUGAAGAGGACGAAGAGCACUUCUGGAGUGCCAUCGGCUGCACGGACCCCAGCGAGUUUGAAGACUUUGAGCCGGUCGAGCACGUGCCGGAAAACUUCACACCCGCUCACCCCUGCCUGUACAAGGUCGGCCUCGGCAUGGGCUACCUCGAGUUACCUCAAGUGGAAGUGCCAGAGGGCAAGCUGGUGCAAUCUCUGCUGGACACCAAGAACGUCUACAUCCUGGACUGCAACUCGGACCUGUUUGUUUGGCUGGGCAAACGGUCGACGAGACUCGUGCGUGCGGCAGCGCUCAAGCUCUGCCAGGAGCUGCUCUGCAUGAUUCACCGGCCGAGCCACGCUAUUGUUAACCGCUGCCAGGAAGGGACAGAGUCGAUGGUCUUCAAAUCCAAAUUCGUCGGCUGGGACGACGUAAUUGCUGUUGACUUCACUCGCACAGCCGAGUCUGUUGCAAGAACGGGGGCUGACCUUCAGAAAUGGAUGGCCACUCAAAAGACGAAGACUGACCUCUCUGCCCUGUUUAUGCCGCGCCAGCCGGCCAUGUCCAAAGAGGAAGCGGGGCAGCUCAUGGAGGAGUGGAACGACGACCUGGAAGCCAUGGAAGCAUUCGUGCUUGAAGGGAAGAAGUUUGUGAAACUUCCCGAAGAGGAACUCGGCCACUUCUACAGCGCGGACUGCUACGUGUUCCUCUGCCGCUACUGGGUGCCCGCGGAGGGGCCCGGCGACGGGGACGAGGCGGGCGUCAAGAAUGGACCCGACGGAGGUGCCGGCGACGAGGACGAGGAGGCGGAGGAAGAAGAGGAAGCCCUGGAGGACGACUACACGUGUGUGGUGUACUUCUGGCAGGGGAGGGACGCGGGCAACAUGGGCUGGCUCACGUUCACCUUCAGCCUGCAGAAGAAGUUCGAGGCCCUGUUUGGGGACAAGCUGCAGGUGCUCAGGACGCACCAGCAACAAGAGAAUCUCAAGUUCCUGUCGCACUUCAAGCGCAAGUUCAUCAUCCACACGGGCAGCCGCAAGAAGUCUCAGAUGGAGGAAAACAACGCGGUGGAGUUGUUCCACCUGCGUGCCAAUGGCAGCCCCAUCUGCUCGAGAUGUGUUCAGAUUCCUCCCUGUGCCAGCAACCUGAAUUCAGCUUUUUGUUAUAUUCUCAAAGUGCCUUUUGAGCAAGAUGGCGAAGAGGACGGCAUGGUCUAUGUCUGGAUCGGCAGCAAGGCUGACGAGGACGACGUGCGGUUAGCGGAAGAACUGGCACGGUCUUUGUAUUGCGCGAUGGAGUACUCCAUAGUGACUGUCGAUGAAGGCGAGGAACCUGAAAAUUUCUUCUGGGUUGGACUCGGAGGAAAAGCCCCCUAUGACACGGAGGCUGACUUCCUUCAGCACGCUCGUCUGUUCCGGUGCUCCAACGAAAAGGGCUACUUCGCUAUCUCGGAAAAGUGCGCCGACUUUUGCCAGGAUGACCUGGCGGAUGACGACAUCAUGAUCCUCGACAACGGGGCGCAGGUCUUCAUCUGGGUCGGCUCGCGCUGCAGCGAGGUUGAGGUCAAGCUCGCCUACAAGAGCGCUCAGGUCUACGUGCAAAAUCUGAGGGUCAAACAGCCCGAGCUGCCGCGAAAGCUGAUGCUUACUGUGAAGGGAAAGGAGUCCCGGAGGUUCACAAAGUGCUUUCAUGGAUGGGGAGCCUACAAGACAGUCGCCGAGUAGGGGAGCAGUCGAACCACCAAGUCUAGUGACGACGACGAUCCACCAAGGAACCACGCUCUGCGAACAUCUAGGGCACGUGGCAUCUCAACAAAGGCAGCGCCUUCUCGUUGACAGCCUCGUACAGAUGUCUUACGGCUCACUUUCAAUGUAUUUUUUAAAUUCUUGAUCUAUUUUACUGAAACUUGCCAAGUUCAUGCAUAUUAGUUUGCUGCUUUUGAAUGUUCAAUCACUAUCGUAGUAUGGCAUCUAAAAUAUCGAACAGUUCUCGUGCCGUUUGGGAACUGCACCUAAUCUGAACUGAGGGAGCCACAAUGUAAUGGGUAUAUCAGAAUAUUCUAGAAUACAAACAGUAUGCAAACCAAUACGAAUGGAUCUUCUAAACCUGUUUGAACAAAAGUUAUGGUAUGUUAAACAAUCAUGAGCGAGUCAACGUCAAGCUUCCGGUUUCAGUCACUAAUGUUCAACAUGCCUGAACAUUUGUUAAGUGUGUUCAGAGCAUUCAUUCUCGUUUCACCACAUGCUACGCCCAUUUCAGAUUAUUGUUACCUAUGCCAAUUCACUUUGUAAUUCUUUUAAACUAGUUUAUGAAAUAUUAUUGCUCUCACAAAAAACUUAUGAAAUCUGGAUAUUUUAAAGACUGUACAUUGCACAACAACAAUUGCAUGUCUGAAAUAUGCAUGAACUCAGCAAGUUUAAUCAAUACAGAUCAAAGUUUUAAAAAUAUUAUUCAGAGAAGGAUCUACCCCUUGAGCCCAAUUAGGAUCGGAUUUCACUGUUGUGAUAGGCUGCUGUGCAAGCUGUGGGAACAGGUUAAUCCUGACCUAGUAAUUCGAUCCGAAUUAGGCUUGACCAUGAUCUAAAGUGACUCGUAAAGCACCUGUCGCCUACUCUGGGUACUUGGUCUGUCAAGGACGUUGAGGUGCUGCUCCAAACGCGUAUAGGUCACAAGGUUGCAUAACGAUCUCGUGUUAAGCUUGGACACCGGACCACGUUUCUUCCUCGUGUGUUUUCAGCGGACUUUGUAAGCUUAUUCCCGGUUAAUUGUUUUGACCAUUGCUGAGAGUUCGCAAAUAGAUUUCCUGGCAUAGCCAAACAAAUGCUUUAAUUUGAUGGAAUAGGAAAGCUUGCCAGAGAGCCUGCUAAGGUGCAUUGUAGGUGAAUGCAACUUGGAUCUCUGAAAGGUGUUGCUGAUGCAACAUUCUCAACUUGCCACAUUUUGCGCGCUAAACUGAAGGCAAUCCAAAGAGGGCUUUAGGCCAAUGCAAAAAGAAAUUUAUCCCUAGUGCCAGAACGCUAUAUGUGGUUUACUACAACAUUUGUUUUCGUCUGUGACUGGCACAGCAUAGCCUUAGUCACUUUUGCAUCACAAAGCCAGCCUAAGUAGUUUUUAUGAACAGUCUCCGAUUCCUGCGCCAAGGUGACAUUCGUCGUGAUACGCUGGCUUGCUCCGUUCUUGCGAUCGUUGCGGCUCCAAAUGCGAGCGCAGCUACGAGUGCCCAUUGCUCUGUUUUUGAAAGUUUUUCAUGAUCAAUCUGACCAUGCUUAUCUUUAUCACCAUACGAUGUCAGCGAGUUUUACUUCAUGUCAAGACGUCGCGAUAAUAUCGGUAACACCAGGUAUGACGUUCCCAACGUUUAGCAUUAAGUGGAAGCUUGUGGAUGCUUCCUGAAAAUAAUGCUAGUUAACUGCCAUCAUCUCUUCUUGUUUGAAGUGCCUUUAGUAAGGUGUCUCUCAAGUUUGAAAAUGCGUCGGCAUACCUUAAAAAAAAAAAAAAGAGUCGUAUUGUGCGACGUGAUAAGUGGCAAUUCAAGAAUGCAGCAUCGGGUUCCUUUCAAAGGGGAUGCAGUCAUGACAUCGUAGUCUUCCAUCUUUUUACAGUGAAGCUGCACAUGGCUAGGAGGUGGAUAACUGUGGCCGUCCUUGAGUGCACAGAAAAUAUAAUUAGGGGGAAAUGCUGGCAUAUUCUACUGUAUGCAAGCCAAUAGGAAUCGAUGUUCUGAACCUGUUUCAACAAAAGUUACAGCAUGUUAAACAGUCAUGAGCAACUCAAUGUCAAUGUGGCAGUAUCAGUCACUAAUGUUCAGCCUGCCCUUGCUUUUGUUCGAGUGGGUUUAGAACGUCCAGAGGAGUCUUCGCUCCUGCUCUAGUUUCUUUUCAGCUUUCGUCAGCAUACGUUAGCUAGGGUUGAUACACACCCCAGCAUGAAUCGCUGCCCAUAAUAUCCUUCAGGUGUUCUUCAUAUCCUGAAAGCUAGUGUCACCAUACACAAAGUUUGAAACUAGCAUCUCUUCAAAUGGAUAAAUCAAAAGUCACAGAAGAGGACUUUUUAAAUACUCAAACUUCGAUACAGCGAACUCAGAUAUUACGAAAUAUCGGUUAUAACGAAGUAAAUGAAAAAUAGUCUUGCAGUAGAUCUAGUCUUAGGAAUAAACCUUCAUAAUGAACUUUCGUAUAUAGCGAACAUAGUUUUGUCCAAUAUGCAACUUUGUUAUAAUGAGGUUCGAGUACAUAACCCAGCUAAUGAUGCGCCGCAUGUUUCAGCUUUACUAGUUAACCAUAUAUACAGACACUUGGGCGGUAACUUUUUCUCUCUAUAUCGACGCCCUCACAUUCUCCACACUCGGGCACUUUGUUGUAGCUAAGCCUGUCGUGCCUUAAUGGGGUUGCACAUCUUUCAUUGGGUGCAGCUGUUGUUCCGAGUGAAGGAGGCGACUGGGUCCUUUCAGAAAACACUGAUGUGUCUUGACAUGCGCAGGCAAAUCUGUUUUAGCAAAUUCCACUUGACAUAAAAAUAGUUUCUUCAUAUCUAAAAGUUCGUCAUAAGUGUACAUUUAUAACACUCGUUAUCAUGAAGGCUGGGUUAUUCUUAAUGUACUUCAUUAUAACUGGUAACUAUUUCCAUUGUUAUUGUAUGAAGGUUUUACUGUAUGAGGAAUAGCAGGUAUCAGUGACUAACUACCCUGAAACCUUAUCAUUCCUGAAUCUCUGAGACUGAAAAGGUGCAAGCUUAAUGGGCAUUGUGUUAGAAGCAAAGAUGAACUCGGGCUAGGAGCAGGUGGCUAAAAUGGGCUCAGGAGCAGGUGGCUACUCCAAAGGCGUUUCUUUUUGUGUGUGUGUCCUUGACCAGCCUAAAGGUGAAGACGUACUUGUGACGGAUUACAGGAUAUGUACGUACAGGUUCGGGCAAAUCACCCUUCUUAACCCCUGUUGAGAUUACCAACCAGUUAGCCUUUUCCGUUGCACUCGACAAUUUUUACGUGUGUGCAUAAUCACAAAAUAAGGACAACUAUUUUUCUUAACAAUGGUCUUUAUAAAGGUGCCGUGUCAUAGUGCAUGGAAAAAUACAUAGCCAGGCAGAUUGCACUUUAUGGUGGUUUGUGUAGGGGACGCAGGGGGAGGGAAGGUACCUGUCCUGCAUUCUCGACUUGUCACUUACUGUGCGUGGUUCUGAAACUGAAGCGAACAAAUUUCCAUCCUGCCUAAGAUCGCCAAGUGUUUAUGCAAUAAGCUUGUACGAAACCAUGACUGUGCCAUAUACUUCCGAUGCCUUGCCAUCUCGUACCAAAGCUGACAAUGCCAUAUUUGCAACACUCUACUGCUCUGUUUAUCGAUACACCUUUCCUAUUUUAUGGCCGACAGCCUCCUGAAAAUGUGACCAAGGAUUUACUGAAGGGUGCAUCAAUAAGGGAGGCCGCCAGAAAUGUGCUCUGGUCAAACUAAUGGCUUGUUCGCGCCCAUACUUCACUUUUCGAUUUUGAUGUCGUUUAGCUACAGUAAAUUUAUCUGGCACUGCCGAGCAAUUUUGAUCUAGCCUUUACCGCUAUGCUAUGCUUUUGCAAUAAUUUACGGCAGGGCAUUAUGCGUUUGUUGUGGAGUUAAAUGCGAUAGUAAACAGGGGCACCAGAUAAAAUCAACCGUGUGUAGAGUUUGAGUGCUAACUACCUAGAGGGUUAGCCCACAGAGCUAAGCUCUCUUAACAAAUACAAUAUUACGUAGAGCUCUCAGAGACUGAAAUAGGUCAUAAAACAUUUAGUUUAACGUCCUAUACAUCCAACUUAUCGAGCUAAUCAUGUCAUGCCGCUAUGAAUCUGGCUGCUAAAAGUAAAGUUGACUGUGGAGCGAGUUAAAACUAAAGAUUACACCGAUGCAUUGCAAACUAAUCGCGGUGGAGAGUAUGUGCGUUGCUUAGUCGUAAACUGUGUUUAAGACGGUGGGCAUUGUACAUCCUCACAAAAAGUUCACCUGCCCGUUUGUGAGAUGCUUUGCAUGGUUCUGAAACGCCCAUGUUACUCUUGGGAAAAUUCAUCAGCGGGAGCAUCAGCAUUCCAGACUGAUAGUGUUGUAUGCACAAGUGAGAGAUAUGGGAAUGCAACCAUGAUAAUGUCCUUUUAAACCCACUUUUUUUUUCCACGCCAGUGCAGACCAUCGCGGGAAAGCCGUGCUCAAGCUGUAGACCCGACGUCCAUCUCUACAACUUCGUGUCAUAGUCACACAGAUCAGACUAUAUCGCCAAAGCCUUGCAGAACUGUCGCUGCCUAUUUCGUAAUUUAUUUAUAAUGUAAUAUAAGACAAUUUAGUGCCUUGGAGACUGUUUGUUUGUAAAACGUGUGUGUGUUUGUAUAUUGCAGUGUAUUUUCUUCCAUGGAUGUAUAAAUUAAAGUGCGAUUAACUACAACA
Molecule: messenger RNA, 8483 nt
Organism: Rhipicephalus microplus (southern cattle tick)
Lineage: Eukaryota; Metazoa; Arthropoda; Arachnida; Ixodida; Ixodidae
Gene: fliI
Product: FLII actin remodeling protein
Biological process (GO): barbed-end actin filament capping; myofibril assembly; actin polymerization or depolymerization
Cellular component (GO): nucleus; cytoplasm; actin cytoskeleton
Molecular function (GO): actin filament binding; phosphatidylinositol-4,5-bisphosphate binding
Source: RefSeq, a predicted model, not a curated record